This is a messenger RNA of Oncorhynchus kisutch (coho salmon), 3497 nucleotides long. Its product is annotated as MAP/microtubule affinity-regulating kinase 3. The record is from RefSeq and is a predicted model, not a curated record. NCBI's taxonomy places the organism in Eukaryota, Metazoa, Chordata, Actinopteri, Salmoniformes, Salmonidae. Gene Ontology annotation, molecular function: tau-protein kinase activity; ATP binding. Gene Ontology annotation, cellular component: plasma membrane; cytoplasm. The transcript has 18 exons. Gene Ontology annotation, biological process: microtubule cytoskeleton organization; protein phosphorylation; intracellular signal transduction. Bases 735 to 2816 code for a protein of 693 amino acids.
GGUAAGGCAUGAACUUGUACACAAGAGAAAGACCUGUUAUUUCCUAUCUGUCAUUAAUGUAAAUCACUGAGUGGUGACUGCGCUAUCACCGGCUGUAUUGCGCUCCAAUGAGCGCCGAGGGACGCCUGUUUCCUCACUUCCUCUGCUGUUCUGACAGGAUUUGGCCCGAUCCAACCCGUGAGUAGCCAUUUUGGUCCCACCUAAAACACUAGCCUCAUUCUGAAUCGGAGAUGGAAGAAAUUGAGCCGACAGCGAGUCAGAAAGAUAAACGCUAUUGAAACUCAGGAAUACAGACGGACAGGACAUCAAGGCACACAAGGAUUGCGUUACAAAAAGGAGCGAUUUUGGGACGGGUGACAACAACCAUCUGCCGUCCUCUCUGUCCGAGUGCUAUUCUAGCCUAGAUUGGAGCCAGUCUCUGAUAAUUACUUAAAUUUAAGAGGCCAUGUAUGGAAUUUUUCAAAUAAAAAUAUAGUUUAUCAGCCUUCAUUCUCAAUAUAAAUGACUAUAUACCGAGUGAGCGUUAUAGGGAAAUAGAUGUCAUCAUCACACUUUUUCUGCGUCCUCGGGACACCUUGAGACACAUUUGGAUUGGAUGGACCGAUGUUGAGUCAGUAUCCAGAACCCAUGGUUUUGGUCCAGAAGCAAGAGUACAAUCGCCACCCCUUGUAUUGCCAAAGAAGGUGCAGAAUUGAAUCAUCCGGGAAAUAGAGGCAACAUUCAUCGAGAAUAAAAUGUCAACAAAAACUCCACUACCUACGGUCAAUGAGAAAGAGGCGGAAAGCCAUACGACUCACAGCAAUGGGCGCCAGGAAGUCACCACGCGCUCUGUCCGCUCGGGAGUCCGCACCCGAAACUCUGGUGCCGACGAGCAGCCUCAUGUGGGGAACUAUCGCCUCCUGAAGACCAUUGGGAAGGGCAACUUCGCCAAGGUCAAGCUGGCCCGCCAUAUCCUCACUGGCAGAGAGGUGGCAAUAAAGAUCAUCGACAAGACACAACUAAACCCAAACAGCCUUCAAAAGCUCUUCAGAGAAGUAAGAAUAAUGAAGCUUUUAAACCACCCAAAUAUAGUCAAGUUGUUUGAGGUGAUCGAGACAGAGAGGACGCUGUACCUGGUGAUGGAGUAUGCCAGUGGAGGAGAGGUCUUUGACUACCUUGUUGCACACGGAAGGAUGAAAGAAAAAGAGGCCAGGGCUAAAUUUAGACAGAUCGUAUCUGCUGUGCAGUACUGCCACCAGAAGCACAUUGUCCAUAGAGACCUGAAGGCAGAGAACCUGCUGUUGGAUGCAGACAUGAACAUUAAGAUAGCAGACUUUGGUUUCAGUAAUGAGUUCACCAUGGGGAACAAGCUGGACACGUUCUGUGGCUCCCCUCCCUACGCCGCCCCAGAGCUGUUUCAGGGGAAGAAGUACGACGGGCCCGAGGUGGACGUCUGGAGCCUAGGGGUCAUCCUUUACACACUGGUCAGCGGCUCGCUGCCCUUCGAUGGGCAGAACCUCAAGGAGCUCAGGGAGCGGGUUCUGAGGGGGAAAUAUCGUAUCCCCUUCUACAUGUCCACAGACUGCGAGAACCUCCUCAAGCGCUUCCUAGUGCUCAACCCGGCCAAGCGGGGGACUUUCGAGGUGAGGGACGACAGCGAAAAUCAAAUCAUGAAGGACCGCUGGAUCAACGUGGGAUCGGAGGAGGACGAGCUUAAGCCUUUUGUAGAACCAGAACAGGACAUCACUGAUCAGAAGAGAAUAGAUGUAAUGGUGGGGAUGGGCUUCUCUCCAGAGGAGAUCCAGGAGUCUCUGGCCAAGAUGAAGUAUGAUGAGAUCACUGCCACCUACCUGCUGCUUGGGAGGAAGUCUUCUGAGCUGGAGCCCAGUGAGUCAACCUCCAGUAGCAACCUGUCCCUGGCCAAGCCCCGGCCCACCAGCGAGCUCAAUGGCCAGUCUCCCUCCCACCUCAAAGUCCAGCGGAGCAUCUCCUCCAACCAGAAACAGAGACGCUACAGUGACCAGGUGGGUCAGAAUGUUCCCCAAGGGUCCGGAUACCCCAAGAGGAGCCAGACCAGCACGGCCGAAAACAACAUCAAAGAGGAGGGAGGGGUGCAGCUACGCAAACCCAACACCCCCGGCGGGCGCAGUGUCCCCCCCUCCAGUCCCCUGCUGGGGACCGCCAACAACCCCAACAAGGCUGAUAUUCCCAAUGGCAAGAAGGGUGUUACCCCCGUCCCCAAUCGCUUCUGUACCACCCUGCAGAAUAACACUGGCUCAGGCGGGAUGACAAGGAGAAAUACGUACGUGUGCAGCGACAAGAACGCUACGGACCGGCUCUCUGUCAUUCCCAAUGGGAAGGAGAAAAGUGUGGCCGUGUCUCCUGGCCAGCGGAACCCUGUGGUGUCCACCCACAGCAUCACCAGCGCCACCACGCCCGACAGACUACGUUUCCCACGAGGCACAGCAAGCCGCAGCACCUUCCACGGCGGCCAGCUGAGGGAGCACCGCACGGCCACCUACAAUGGGCCCCCAGCCUCACCCACGCUGUCCGACGACGACGCGCGCCUUACCCAGACUCGCAGCCGCGGCUCCAGCAACCUCUUCUCCAAACUCACCUCCAAACUCACACGCAGGGUCAGUAUUGACCCGGCCAAACGGCAGACGGCCAAAUCAGGGCCUGCCAUCCCUUCUUCCCAGGGAGCAAAGACUCUUAAGUCUCAACCGAGUUUGAGAGAAACGGGAGAUUUGAGGGCUCAAGUCGCAAUGUACCUGGGGAUCAGAAAGGGGAAAGUAAAGACGGUAAACCCCGCUCCCUCAGAUUCACUUGGAGUAUGAAGACCACCAGCUCCAUGGAGCCUUGCGACAUCAUGGAAGAGAUACGCAAGGUGCUCAACGCCAACAACUGCGAUUAUGAACAGCAAGAGUGUUUCCUGCUGCUCUGUGUCCAUGGUGAUGGACAUGCUGAGAACCUUGUCCAAUGGGAGAUGGAGGUGUGCAAGCUGCCCCGCCUCUCCCUCAAUGGCGUGAGAUUCAAGAGGAUAUCAGGCUCAUCCAUCACUUUUAAAAACAUUGCAUCCAAAGUCGCCAACGAGUUAAAGCUAUGAACGAAAGGGUAAAACUGUCUGGAAAGUAUUUAAGCUGUACAAUGAUUAAAGUAGCAGUUUCCAUUUUUUUUUUCCUCCACAAAAUACAGUAUGUAUUGAAUGAUAAAAUGCCAAAAGCAUUCCGCUAUACAAUAAUCACUGAAUUACUAAUAGCUACAGUAUAUAUUCUAGUCAUGUUAGACCAUCAUAACAAAUUGAAUAUAGUUGGUCAUGCUGUGAAAAUGGACAAAGCUUUGUCUUUAUUUAUUUCAUUAAAGUUACCCUUGUUUUCAGUGUAAAUAAUGUAGCUUACUUUCAAGACAGCUACACAUUGUUAUACUUAGUUUGAUUUAUAUAUUGUUUGAUUUUAGGUGGAAUUUAUGUAAAUGUUCAUUAGGUAAGAACACCCAUGUCAAUAAAAUUGUCAACUUGA